AUGGUGUGGAGUAGGUCAGAAGAGCACAAAAGUUUUUUCAACGAGCUUGAAGGGGCAAGUUUCAAAGUUAUUGCACAAACAGAAGAUAUGAUCGAAAUUUCAUUCAUGAGAACAUGGAAUUCCUACGAUAGUUACUCUUACCCCUUGAAUGUCGAUAUAAGGUAUAUAAUGUUGCGCGGAAGCUCUGGUUUCUAUUCAUAUGCAAUAAUGGAACAUUUAGAAGGAUGGCCCGAUUUAAAUAUUGAUGAAAUGAGGACUACUUUCAAACUGACGAUGCCAUAUGACAUACAAAGGAUUAUGCCAACAGCUCGUGAUCGUGCAGGAGGCCAAGUUCUCAAAUAUAGAGAAGCCGUUUUGCUGACAAAUCCAAGCAAUCCAUCCCUCAAAGGCGAGGUGGAUGACAAGUACCAGUACUCGUGUGACAACAAGGAUAGCUUAGUGCACGGGUGGAUUAGCACUGACCAUGACAUUGGAUUUUGGGUGAUUACACCGAGCAAUGAGUUCCGUGCUGGUGGCCCAGUGAAAAUUGAUCUUACAUCUCAUGUUGGUCCGACUUCUUUAGCUGUAAGUAGAUCUGUUCCGGUUCAAGUAACAAGCUUUGGAAUUAGAUUACGCAAUGGAGACCCGUGGAAAAAGGUCUUCGGGCCUGUUUUUAUAUACCUCAACUCAGGUUCAAGUAACAAGCCAAGGACACUUUGGGAAGAUGCUAAAGCACAAAUGCAAAAAGAAACCCAAAAGUGGCCAUAUGAUUUUCCAAGUUCAGAAGACUACCCUCAGGCCAAUCAACGGGGCACCAUUAGUGGUCGAUUAUUAGUUCGUGACCGAUAUCUCAGUCGAGAAUUAAUGCCUGCAAAAUCAGCAUAUGUGGGAUUGGCUCCACCAGGGGAUGUGGGAUCUUGGCAAACAGACGUUAAGGGUUAUCAAUUUUGGGAUCAAACUGAUGAAAAUGGUUACUUCACGAUAAGUGGCGUUCGAGGAGGUACUUACAGCUUGAAUGCUUGGGUCGCAGGAGUGAUGGGGGACUACAAACAUGAGACUGAUAUUGUCGUCAUGCCAGGUUUUAAUCUCAAUGCCUACUGA
Messenger RNA from Fraxinus pennsylvanica, 1080 nucleotides. The record is from the annotation of a GenBank genome assembly. Lineage: Eukaryota; Viridiplantae; Streptophyta; Magnoliopsida; Lamiales; Oleaceae.